Molecule: messenger RNA, 480 nt
Organism: Phytophthora infestans T30-4
Lineage: Eukaryota; Oomycota; Peronosporomycetes; Peronosporales; Peronosporaceae
Exons: 2
Coding region: 1-480 (159 amino acids)
Source: RefSeq, a predicted model, not a curated record
AUGCGUCUACGCUUGGUCGAAACCUCGGCCUCAUCACAAGUGUCGGAUGGUGUCUGCUGCACCCGACUCCCAGCUUUUUUCUGUUUCCCUUUCGUCUUCUUCUGGGUGACCAAGGGAGCUUCUUCAUCUGCAACGGCGGGCGUCGAUGCUACUGGUGUUGACGGCUUUGGCGCAGUCUUGCGCUUCCGUUUCUUUGUGUUUGUCUUUGCCACAGACUCCGACGAAACUUGCGUUGCUCAGUUGCAUUUUCCACGACGCGAGGAAAUUCUUGAGGUGCUGGAGGAGGUGGCAGAGAUUGCCCAAAUGCCGCACCUGAAGAAAAGAAAGAAGCCUAAGAAUAAGGUUUGGAAAGUCAAGCGUGCAGCUGAAGAAAAACUGUCGACAGAGAUCGCUGGGCCCGAUAAUGGAUCAAAAGUAGUGAGCGAGGUGUUAAAUGACAAGGAGUACACAGGUCUGAUCAAUGGAGCCGUGGGGAUCUGA